AUCAACAAGUUAUGUUAGGUUGGAUAGUUUAUUCCGGUUCUUUCCUUCUCUUACGAGUUCCGACGCUGUUUCUUGACAUCUCUUCAGGCCUUAGGGCAUCAACGGCUGAUUUCUUGGUUUGUUUUUGAGUUUUUCCGAAGAUUGAAGCUUGCUGACUCUGACUCUUAGUAUGCAGGCGUCCCGGGCCAGACUGUUCAAGGAAUACAAAGAAGUGCAGAGAGAAAAAUCUGCUGAUCCGGAUAUUCAACUUGUUUGUGAUGACUCCAACAUAUUCAAAUGGACGGCUUUGAUUAAGGGCCCUUCAGAAACUCCUUAUGAGGGUGGUGUUUUCCAGCUUGCAUUUGCAGUACCUGAACAGUAUCCUUUGCAGCCUCCACAAGUGCGAUUUCUGACGAAAAUAUUUCAUCCAAAUGUACACUUCAAGACUGGAGAGAUUUGCUUGGACAUUUUAAAAAAUGCUUGGAGCCCUGCUUGGACAUUGCAAUCUGUGUGUAGAGCUAUAAUUGCUUUGAUGGCUCAUCCAGAACCUGAUAGCCCUUUAAACUGUGAUUCAGGAAAUCUUCUGCGGUCCGGAGAUGCAAGAGGAUUCAAUUCCAUGGCAAAAAUGUACACCAAACUGGCAGCCAUGCCGAAGAAAGGAUGAGCAUAACCCCGAUAUGUUUUCUAUUCCAUGUCACUUGUAUUCUGUUUUCACUGAUGUAAGAAAUGAAGAGGAAAAUGUAUUCUUCAUAUCAUAAUUAUGUGUACAAGCUUCUAUCAAUACAGUAGACUGAAUCAAGAAUGUGUAUUUUAUUUGAUUUUCAUAACAGGGUUUUCAGUUGGGAUUGUUGCUCAUAUGUAUUUGUACUACAUUACAACAAGCAAUUGGAUGAAAGUCCUUUAUGUAUGUUAGAGCA
This is a messenger RNA of Amaranthus tricolor (Joseph's coat), 896 nucleotides long. Its product is annotated as protein PEROXIN-4. The record is from RefSeq and is a predicted model, not a curated record. The transcript has 6 exons. NCBI's taxonomy places the organism in Eukaryota, Viridiplantae, Streptophyta, Magnoliopsida, Caryophyllales, Amaranthaceae. The coding region runs from base 170 to 643 and encodes 157 amino acids.